Messenger RNA from Anisakis simplex (herring worm), 231 nucleotides. The record is from the annotation of a GenBank genome assembly. NCBI's taxonomy places the organism in Eukaryota, Metazoa, Nematoda, Chromadorea, Rhabditida, Anisakidae.
AUGUUUGAAAGAUUUUUAAAAUUCUCCAUUCUGAUCGCCUCACCCGUAUGGACAAUCGGCUUUCCGGACUGGACCGCCGAAACAUUUCCGAAUUCAUUGACCGAUCCGACGCUGUGUCAAAUUGACCGACCAGGACUGGUGUGUGAUCCAAAUGCGUUGCUGAACACAGUUAGCGACGUUUCGGGUGAGGAAGUUUUUCCAUUCGUUCAGCAGAUUUGUUUUUUGAAUUAG